This is a messenger RNA of Aedes albopictus (Asian tiger mosquito), 4167 nucleotides long. RefSeq lists its product as uncharacterized. Gene Ontology annotation, molecular function: zinc ion binding; nucleic acid binding. Gene Ontology annotation, biological process: DNA integration. Bases 1 to 4167 code for a protein of 1388 amino acids. The transcript has a single exon. The record is from RefSeq and is a predicted model, not a curated record. Lineage: Eukaryota; Metazoa; Arthropoda; Insecta; Diptera; Culicidae.
AUGGCGGAAAACGGUGUUCCGAAUGCUGUUCCGGUUGUGCCACCGGGAAUCGUUCCAGCUGCUGCGCCGCCGGGAAUAAUCCCAGCAGCCGUGCCGCCAUCUUUUUCCAUCGACCCGUUCGACCGACACAAGAUGAAGUGGUCGAGAUGGGUAGAGCGGCUGGAGGGUGCGUUUGUAUUGUUCGGCGUGCGGAACGACGUUAAGUUGUAUAUGUUACUCCACUACAUGGGGGGAGAAACAUACGAUAUCUUGAGUGACAAACUCGCACCGGAGAGACCACAACAGAAGACGUACGACCAGAUUGUUGCUGUACUGGAAGCCCAUUUUAAUCCCGAGCCGCUGGAGAUUCUAGAGAAUUUUCGUUUUAAGUGCCGAAAGCAAGCAGAUGAGCGCCCGGAAGAAACGAUCGACGAGUACUUGAUUGCACUUCGCAAGCUCGCGAUCACCUGCAACUUCGGCGCUUAUCUCAAUACAGCUCUACGUAAUCAGUUCGUGUUCGGGUUGAAGGACAGGGCAAUACAAUCUCGGCUGCUAGAAGUGCGGAACCUAACUCUGGAUCGUGCAAGAGAAAUCGCGGUUUCGAUGGAGCUCUCAAACAAAGGCGGAAGGGAAAUCCAGUCGAAGCAAGGAAAAUCGGAAGUGAAUUUGGUAGAAGGUUCCCGGGGAAGUGCUGGCAGAGUCCAGAUUGCGCGUACCAAUACGAAGAAGAAGAAGUGCAACAAUUCCGAGCAGCCGAAGAAGAAAGGUGAAUGUUUUCGUUGCGGCAGUGAUGCGCACUAUGCCGACAAGUGCAUUCACAUUCGCACGCAGUGCAACUACUGUAAACUCGCUGGGCAUUUGGAAAAAGUGUGCAUUAAGAAGAAGAAAAGUGUUCAAUCAAAAGUGAAGAAAUCAGAAGCGAACCUACUGGAGCAACCCGAAAUUGACAAGUGUGACUCGGAGGUGGUAUCGUUGGACGAAGUGUGCGUAUUGGAAGAUGCGGCCAAGCCGCCGUCCACCAAGUUCUGGCUGGAUGUUCAGGUGAAUGGUGCCAUGAUCCGGUUCGAGGUCGACACGGGUGCUCCUGUGACGAUAAUCAGUGCUGAGUACAAGAAGAAACAUUUUGCUUCUGACAAUCUGCUGCCGUCGGAUUUGCAGUUAGUGAGUUUUUGCGACACAAAGAUCCAAAUUGAUGGAAUGCUAAAAGUGAAUGUGGUCUAUGGUGGAAAAUCGUUGCUGCUUCCGCUAUACGUGUCGAACGUGAAGAAACACCCGUUACUGGGGCGUCAGUGGAUGCAGGCGAUGCGAGUUGAUUUGAACAAGAUCGCCUAUGCUGACGUCAACAAACUCGAUGCUGCUGCUGCUUCGUUGAACACAACGCCCUCUUCAGUGAAAUCGUUGGUGGAGAAGUAUGCUGUUCUCUUCGACGAAUCUGUUGGCCACAUCAAGGGACUAUCUGCCAAAUUAUGCCUCAAGCCAAAUACAAAUCCUGUCUACAUGAAAGCCAGACCUGUUCCAUUUUCAAUGCGAGCAGCAGUCGAAACCGAGCUCGACAAGUUGGUUAACGAUGGAGUGCUGGUCAAGGUCAACCACAGUGCAUGGGCGACGCCCGUUGUUCCAGUUCUAAAAGCCAAUAAUAAGGUGCGACUGUGCGGCGACUAUAAGGUGACGGUCAACCCGAACCUGGUGGUCGACGAUCAUCCAUUACCGACGAUCGAGGAACUUUUCGCCAACGUUGCAGGAGGAGAGAAGUUUAGCAAGAUCGACUUGACUCAAGCCUACUUACAACUGGAGGUUGAGGAGGGUGAUCAGGAAGUGCUUACCCUGAAUACGCACAAGGGUCUCUACAGGCCUACACGUUUGAUGUACGGCAUUGCGUCGGCACCUGCUAUCUGGCAGAGAUUGAUGGAGCAAAUUCUGAACGGGAUAUCCGGCGUAACCGUUUUCUUGGACGACAUUCGGAUUACUGGCCCGAAUGAUCGCGUUCACAUGCAAAGGCUCGAGGAGGUACUAAAGCGUCUCAGUUCGUACAACAUGCGCAUAAAUCUGGAGAAGUGCCAAUUCUUCGCAAACGAGAUUGAGUACUGUGGGUACUUGAUCAACAAGUCGGGCAUUCACAAGGUCAAGAAGAAGAUUACUGCUAUCCAGAACAUGCCCGUGCCGGAAAACAAGGACCAAGUUCGCUCGUUCGUGGGUCUUGUGAACUACUACGGUAGGUUCUUCCCGAACCUCAGUUCUACCUUGUACCCUCUCAAUAAUCUGCUGAAAUCUGAUGUGCGAUUCGUGUGGUCGAAACAAUGCGAAGAGGCGUUCUUGAAGGUCAAGCUUGAGAUGCAGUCGAAUACGUUCUUGGUGCACUACGAUCCCACAUUACCCUUGGUACUUGCUACUGAUGCUUCGCCGUACGGAGUCGGUGCGGUCCUCAGUCAUGUCUAUCCCGACGGAUCAGAGCGACCAAUCCAAUACGCAUCUCAAACCCUCAAUGCUACGCAACAGGCCUAUAAGCAAGUGGAUCGGGAAGCAUAUGCCAUUAUAUUUGGAGUUCGUCGCUUCUACCAGUACCUCUACGGGAGGAGGUUUACGCUACUGACAGACAACAAGCCGCUAAAACAGAUCUUCUCCGAUACGAAAGGCCUACCUAAGAUGUGCGCAUUAAGAAUGCAGCAUUAUGCUACAUUUCUGGCAUCGUUCAACUACGACAUACAGUUCCGACCAACGAGUCAACAUUGCAACGCGGACGCAUUCUCGCGUUUGCCGCUGAGGGAAACGAGGCCAGACAAUGUAAUUGAGGAGGUGGACUACCUGGAGGUCAACAUUAUCGAAACAUUGCCGCUGACCGUGGACGAGCUCGCUAAGGCAACUUCGGCGGAUCAGAGCGUGAAAGUGCUGAUGCAAGGACUACGAAACGGUAAGGAUGUUGAUGCGAGGGAACGUUUCGGUGUUGACCAAGGAGAAUUUGCGCUGCAAAAGGGGUGUGUCAUGCGUGGUAUACGCGUGUACGUACCUCCAAGUUUGCGUUCCAAAGUGCUAGCCGAAUUGCACUCGACUCAUUUCGGCACCAGCCGGUUGAAAGCGCUAGCUCGAGGGUAUAUUUGGUGGGAGAAGCUAGACAAGGACAUCGAGGACAUGGUACGCAACUGCAGCUAUUGCCAAUCAACCAGGGCUGAACUCGCCAAAGUACCGACGCACUGUUGGGAGCCACCUACAAGACCGUUCGAAAGGGUGCACGUGGAUUUUGCUGGGCCAUUCAAGAACACGUUCUUCAUAGUGCUGGUGGACGCCUACACGAAGUGGCCAGAGGUUCGAAUUUUGAACAACAUAACGACCGCUACCACAAUUCGAGUUUGCAGAGAGUACUUUUCAACGUACGGAAUUCCAUCCGUUCUGGUGACUGACCACGGAGUGCAGUUCACCUCCGAGGAGUUCCAAAGGUUCCUGAAAAUGAAUGGCGUUUACCACAAGAUGGGGGCGCCGUAUCAUCCUGCGACGAACGGACUGGCAGAGCGAUUUGUUCAGACGUUCAAGGCGAAGUUGAAAAGUCUUCAGUGCGACACAAGUACCAUGCACGCAGAACUAUGCAACAUUCUGCUUGCGUAUCGGAAGACCAUCCAUCCUGCAACGGGGAAAUCGCCGUCGAUGAUGUUGUACAACAGACAGAUACGUUCACGUCUUGAUCUGUUGGUGCCGGACUCAGCUACUGCGAGCAAGAAAGUAGAUGGCAAAGUGCGCGACCUUCCUGAGGGGACGAGAGUCGCGGCGCGUGACUACCUCGAUAAAGAAAAGUGGAAGUAUGGUGUGGUGUCCGAGAAAUUCGGAAAACUACACUAUCAUAUUGAACUCGACGAUGGCAGGACUUGGAAGCGACACAUCGAUCAGCUCAGGGAAGUUGGUCCAACUCUAACAAGCAGACAGAACCCGACUUCGCCAGUGUUGGUCGAUAACUCUCCAACUGAAGCUAUGCAACCGUAUGCUCCGGAACAAGCAGAACCAGCCGGUGCACAACCUGAUGCACCAACGAUUGAAGUUCAACAACCAACUACAGGAGGUGCAACGAAGAAACCUACAGCUGGUGCUUCUGACCUAAGGACGCCAACGAUCUCCAGAGAGCGGCCCAACCAGAAGGACUACCGAGAAUCACCGAGGAGAUCAGGUAGAGUCGUUCGGCCUCCAGAAAGACUCGAUCUUUAA